Messenger RNA from Hirundo rustica (Barn swallow), 1977 nucleotides. It is a transcript of the gene RASSF1, whose product is annotated as Ras association domain family member 1. The record is from RefSeq and is a predicted model, not a curated record. The coding region runs from base 1 to 1029 and encodes 342 amino acids. Gene Ontology annotation, cellular component: microtubule cytoskeleton; nucleus. Gene Ontology annotation, biological process: Ras protein signal transduction. The transcript has 6 exons. NCBI's taxonomy places the organism in Eukaryota, Metazoa, Chordata, Aves, Passeriformes, Hirundinidae.
AUGGAGCUGAUCGAGCUGCGGGAGCUGCAGCCGGAGCCGCGGCCGGGCCGGGGCCGCCUGGAACGAGCCAACGCGCUGCGCAUCAGCCCGGCCCGCCGGCCCGGCACCGGGGCGCAUCCCGACCCGCGGCUGACGGCGGCACCGGGCGCCGGGCACCGCUUCGAGCCGCGGCGCCGCGGGCUGCACACCUGGUGCGAUCUCUGCGGGGACUUCGUCUGGGGCGGCGGCAGGAAGAGCCUCCAGUGCCGUCACUGCAGCUUCACCUGCCACUACCGCUGCCGAGCCCUGGUGCGGCUGGACUGCAGUGGUCCCCCGGGUGCUGGUGAUGAGGACGAUGGCAAUGAGCAGGUGUUGGAGAAGGACACCAACGUGGAUGAGCCCAGCGAGUGGGAGAAGACAGAGCUGGAUCAGGCGCAGGUGGAGCAGCGGAUCAAGGAGUACAACAGCCAGAUCAACAGCAACCUCUUCAUGAGCCUGAACAAGGACGGCUCCUACGCCGGCUUCAUCAAGGUGCAGCUGAAGCUGGUUCGCCCUGUCGCGGUGCCGGCCACCAAUCGGGGCCCCUCCCUGCAGGCGGGGCGGCCACAGCCCCAGGGGGUGAAGCGCCGCACGUCCUUCUACCUGCCCAAGGGGACCGUCAAGCACCUGCACAUCCUGUCGCACACCCGCGCCAGCGAGGUCAUCGACGCCCUCCUCCGCAAGUUCACCGUCAUCGACAACCCCCGCAAGUUCGCCCUCUUCGAGAGGUCUGAGAAGGAUGAGCAAGUGUACCUGCGGAAGCUGGGUGACGAUGAGCAGCCCCUGCGGCUGCGGCUGCUGGCCGGCCCUAGCGAGAAGGUGCUGAGCUUCAUCCUGAAGGAGAACGAGACCGGAGAGGUGAACUGGGACGCCUUCACGCUGCCGGAGCUGCACAACUUCCUGCUGAUCCUGCAGCGGGAGGAGGAGGAGCACGUGCGCCGGCUGCGGCACCGCUACGCGUGCUGCCGCCAGAAGAUGCAGGAGGCGCUGGCCACGCGCACGCCGGGGUGACCGCGACGCCUGCGCCCGAGGCCAGCCAGUGCAGCAGGAGCCUCGCCCGCCGGCGGGUGGGGGCACCAGGGAGGGGGGUGGAACGGGGCACCACGGACCCACUGGGCUGUCACAGCCCCCAUGGGGCUGGCCCAGAGAGUGAGGGUUCCUGCUGGGAGCGAGAGCGAGUGUCACCCUGGAGUGGGUGUCCCCAGGGAGUGUGUGUCCUGCGAGGAACGAGUGUACCCUGGGGGAUUGGGUGUCUCUGGGGGAAUGGGUGUCCCCAAGAGAGUGUGUGUUACCUGUCAGAGUGGGUGUCCCCAAGGGAGCGUGUGUCCUGGGAGGAGCAAGUGUCACCUGGGGGAUUGGGUGUCCCCAGGGGAGUGUGUGUCCUGGGAGGAGCAAGUGUCACCUGGGGGAUUGGGUGUCCCCAAGGAAGGGUGUGUCCUGGGAGGAGCAAGUGUCACCUGGGGGAUUGAGUGUCCCCAAGGGAGUGUGUGUCCUGGGAGGAGCAAGUGUCAGCUGGGGGAUUGGGUGUCCCCAGGGGAGUUUGUGUCCUGGGAGGAGCAAGUGUCACCUGGGGGAUUGGGUGUCCCCAGGGGAGUGUGUGUCCUGGGAGGAGCAAGUGUCACCUGGGGGAUUGGGUGUCCCCAGGGGAGUGUGUGUCCUGGGAGGAGCAAGUGUCACCUGGGGGAUUGGGUGUCCCCAGGGGAGUGUGUGUCCUGGGAGGAGCAAGUGUCACCUGGGGGAUUGGGUGUCCCCAGGGGAGUGUGUGUCCUGGGAGGAGCAAGUGUCACCUGGGGGAUUGGGUGUCCCCAGGGGAGUGUGUGUCCUGAGAGGAGCAAGUGUCACCUGGGGGAUUGGGUGUCCCCAGGGGAGUGUGUGAUACGCGGGGAGUGAGUGUCCCCGGAGAAGUGAGUGUCCCUGGGCAGAAGCAGGGCAUCAAGCACCAAUAAAGGCAUCUUGGUG